Hyla sarda is the source of this 5416-nucleotide messenger RNA. RefSeq lists its product as uncharacterized. Bases 156 to 5246 code for a protein of 1696 amino acids. Gene Ontology annotation, molecular function: RNA polymerase II cis-regulatory region sequence-specific DNA binding; DNA-binding transcription factor activity. The record is from RefSeq and is a predicted model, not a curated record. NCBI's taxonomy places the organism in Eukaryota, Metazoa, Chordata, Amphibia, Anura, Hylidae. The transcript has 8 exons. Gene Ontology annotation, biological process: regulation of transcription by RNA polymerase II.
CAUCAUUUAUCUCUACACUGAGCAGAUGAGCCGAGAGCAGCAGCCCCUGAUCAUGUGACUCCUCCUCCUCCAUGUGACUGAUCACCUGACUGUGACAUCAUUGCAGGUCCUGUUAGUACACUUCCUGUAUUGAUCUUCAGGCAAAGGGUGAAGAUAUGAACAGUAUUAAUGCUCUAGAGACAGAUAUGAGUGGUGAUAAGCAGUAUAAGGAGGACAUUCCUACAGGGAAAGAUCUGAUGUAUAUUAAUGCUACAGACAUAAAGGAAAAAGAAGAGACAGAUGUGAGCAGUGAUGAGCAGUAUAAGGAGGACAUUCCUACAGGGAACGAUCUGAUCUAUAUUAAUUCUACAGACAUAAAGGAAGAAGAAGAAGAGACAGAUUUGAGCGGUGAUGAGCAGUAUAUGGAAGACAUUUCUACAGGAAAAGAUCUAAACUAUGCUAAUGCUACAGACAUAAAAGAAGAAGAAGAGACAGAUGUGAGCGGUGAUGAUCAGUAUAAGGAGGAUAUUCCUACAGGGAAAGAUCUGAACUAUGUUAAUACUACAGACAUAAAGGAAGAAGAAGAAGAGACAGAUUUGAGCGGUGAUGAGCAGUAUAUGGAGGACAUUUCUACAGGAAAAGAUCUGAACUAUGUUAAUACUACAGACAUAAAGGAGGAAGAAGAAGAAGAGACAGAUGUAAGCUGUGAUGAGCAGUAUAAGGAGGAAAUUCCUAUAGCUUACCACCCAGAUGACUGUACCAGGAGAUCAGAGGAGAAUCUUAUAUCUUCAGAUUAUAAAGCAGAUGAUGGUAUCACACAAGAUACAUAUGAAGAACAUUCCAUUAUCCCAGAUACACCCUCAGCCCUUCACAGCCAAGAUCUCUCAUCUCAUCCUGUUAUACAAGUCCAACCUAAAGAUUCCUCUCAGUCUGUUAAGCAAAAUAUGGAAAAGCGAUUUUCAUGUCCAGAAUGUGGGAAAUGUUUUACCAAGAAAUCAUCUCUUGCUGAUCAUCAAAGAAUUCACACAGGAGAGAAGCCAUUUUCAUGUGCAGAAUGUGAGAGAUGUUUUAUUCACAAAUCACAUCUUGUUAAACAUCAAAGAAUUCACAGAGGAGAGAAGCCAUUUUCAUGUUCAGAAUGUGGAAAAUGUUUUACAGAGAAAUCAACUCUCGUGAAACAUCAACGAAUUCACACAGGUGAGAAGCCAUUUUCAUGUGCAGAAUGUGGGAAAUGUUUUGGUCACAAAUCACAUCUAGUUAAUCAUCAAAGAAUUCACACAGGAGAGAAGCCAUUUUUAUGUCCAGAAUGUGGAAAACGUUUUACCGAGAAAUCAUCUCUUGUGAAUCAUCAACGAAUUCACACAGGAGAGAAGCCAUUUUCAUGUGCAGAAUGUGGGAGAUGUUUUAUUUACAAAUCACAUAUUGUUAAACAUCAAAGAAUUCACAGAGGAGAGAAGCCAUUUUCAUGUUCAGAAUGUGGAAAAUGUUUUACCGAGAAAUCAACUCUUGUGAAACAUCAACGAAUUCACACAGGAGAGAAGCCAUUUUCAUGUGCAGAAUGUAGGAGAUGUUUUAGUCACAAAUCAUAUCUAGUUAAUCAUCAAAGAUAUCACACAGGAGAGAAGCCAUUUUUAUGUCCAGAAUGUGGAAAACGUUUUACCGAGAAAUCAUCUCUUGUGAAUCAUCAACGAAUUCACACAGGAGAGAAGCCAUUUUCAUGUGCAGAAUGUGGGAGAUGUUUUAUUCACAAAUCACAUCUUGUUAAACAUCAAAGAAUUCACAGAGGAGAGAAGCCAUUUUCAUGUUCAGAAUGUGGAAAAUGUUUUACCGAGAAAUCAACUCUUGUUAGUCAUCAACGAAUUCACACAGGAGAGAAGCCAUAUUUCUGUUUAGAAUGUGGGAAAUAUUUCACUCACAAAUCAAUACUUAACACACAUCUAAGAACUCACACAGGAGAAAAGCCAUUUUUAUGUCCAGAAUGUGGAAAAUGUUAUAACAAUAAAUCACAGCUUUUUAAACAUCAAAAAAGUCACACAGGUGAAAAAUGUGGAAAAUGUUUUACUCUGAAUUCAAUUCUUGUUGAACAUCAAAAAGCUUACGCAGGAGAGAAGCCAUUUUCAUGUACAGAAUGUUGUAAAUAUUUUACAAAGAAAUCAAUACUUGUAAGACAUCUAAGAAUUCACACAGUAGAGAAGCCGAUUUAUUGUUCAGAAUGUGGAAAACAAUUUACUCUGAAAUCUCUUCUUGUCAAGCAUCAAAAAAUGCACACAGAGAAGCCAUUUUUAUGUUCAAAAUGUGGGAAAUGUUUUACUGACAAAUCAAAUCUUGGUCAACAUCAAAAAAUUCAUACAGGAGAGAAGCCAUUUUCAUGUUCACAAUGUGAAAAAGGUUUUAAUCAGAAAUCAGAUCUUGUUAGACAUCAAAGAACUCACACAGGCGAGAAACCAUUUUCAUGUUUAGAAUGUGGGAGAUGUUUUACUCUAAAAUCACAUCUUGUUCAACAUCAAAAAAUUCACACGGGAGAGAAGCCAUUUUUAUGUCCGGAAUGUGGUAAAUAUUUUGCUCAGAAAUCAUAUCUUGUUAAACAUCAAAUGACUCACACUGGAGAGAAGCCAUUUGUAUGUUCAGAAUGUGGGAAAUGUUUUACUCAGAUAUCAAAUCUUAUCAGACAUCUAAGAAUUCACACAGGAGUGAAGACAGCCCGAGAGAGAGUCGGGUCCUGGUGCUGUGCUGUACCAAAAUUUUCUCCUGAGACAUUGAGGUCUGCCAACUCUGGUCCUGAUGGCAUUUCCUCCACAGCUCCCACCAUUACACUCAGUGGCGACACCUUCUCUUCCACUGUAGUGGUGGCCACACCAACUGCUGUCUCUUCUGACUCAGGUUCCCAGGGUUCCGGGGUCACCCCUGAGUAUGGCCAGUCUAUUGGGGACACCCUUGCCUCACAGGACACCAUUGCACAAGCUGCCUCUGCUUUCGCUCUUGCCUUAGUUGCUAUGGCGCUAGCGGAUGACAGGCUGGUGGUGCUUGAGUGUCUAGAACUAUGGCGUUUAAAUCUUGAUGCAUCGGCGCUAACCGAAAUCAAUGAGGUUGACAACUCAUCUCCUACUGUCACCACCCUGACGACAGAGAAUAAAACCGACUUGGUCCUUAUGGAUAAGAGCAGGCAGGAAAUUACAGAGUCAUGUAGCCAGAAGUUUAGUGAACAAUUUCAGGGUGAAGAUAUGAACAAUAUUAAUGCUCUAGAGACAGAUUUGAGCGGUGAUGAGCAGUAUAAGGAGGACAUUCCUACAGGGAAAGAUCUGAUCUAUAUUAAUGCUACAGACAUAAAGGAAGAAGAGACAGAUGUCAGCGGUGAUAAGCAGUAUAUGGAGGACAGUCCUACACGCAAAGAUCUAAUUUAUAUUAAUGCUACGGACAUAAAGAAAGAAGAAGAGACAGAUGUGAGCGGUGAUGAGCAGUAUAUGGGGGACGUUCCUACAGGGAAAGAUCUGAUUAUUAAUUCUACAAACAUAAAGGAAGAAGAGGCAGAUGUGAGCAGUGAUGAGCAGUAUAAGGAGGACAUUCCUACAGGGAACGAUCUGAUCUACAUUAAUUCUACAGACAUAAAGGAAGAAGAAGAGCCAAAUAUGAGCGGUAAAGAGCAGUAUAAGGAGGACAUUCCAACAGCAAAAGAUCUGAACUAUGUUAAUGCUACAGACAUCUAUAUUAAUUCUACAGACAUAAAGGAGGAAGAAGAAGAAGAGACAGAUGUAAGCGGUUAUGAGCAGUAUAAGGAGGAAAUUCCUAUAGCUUACUGCCCAGAUGACUGUACCAGGAGAUCAGCGGAGAAUCUUAUAUCUUCAGAUUAUAAAGCAGAUGAUGAUAUCACACAAGAUACAUAUGAAGAACAUUCCAUUAUCCCAGAUACACCCUCAGCCCUUCACAGCCAAGAUCUGUCAUCUCAUCCUGUUAUACAAGUCCAACCUAAAGAUUCAUCUCAGUCUGUUAAACAAAAUAAGGAAAAACGAUUUUCAUGUCCAGAAUGUGGGAAAUGUUUUACUCGAAAAUCAUCUCUUGCUGAUCAUCAAAGAAUUCACACAGGAGAGAAGCCAUAUUUAUGUGCAGAAUGUGGGAGAUGUUUUAUUCACAAAUCACAUCUUGUUAAACAUCAAAGAAUUCACACAGGGGAGAAGCCAUUUUCAUGUCCAGAAUGUGGAAAAUGUUUUACUGAGAAAUCAACUCUUGUGAAACAUCAACGAGUUCACACAGGAGAGAAGCCAUUUUCAUGUGCAGAAUGUGGGAGAUGUUUUAGUCACAAAUCAGAUCUUGUUACACAUCAAAGAAUUCACACAGGAGAGAAGCCAUUUUUAUGUCCAGAAUGUGGGAAAUGUUUUACCGAGAAAUCAACUCUUGCUGAUCAUCAAAGAAUUCACACAGGAGAGAAGCCAUUUUCAUGUGCAGAAUGUGGCAGAUGUUUUAUUCACAAAUCACAUCUUGUUACACAUCAAAGAAUUCACACAGGAGAGAAGCCAUUUUUAUGUCCAGAAUGUGGAAAAUGUUUUACCGAGAAAUCCUCUCUUGUAAAUCAUCAACGAAUUCACACAGGAGAGAAGCCAUUUCCAUGUACAGAAUGUGGGAGAUGUUUUAGUCACAGAUCACAUCUUGUUAAACAUCAAAGAAUUCACACAGGAGAGAAGCCAUUUUCAUGUCCGGAAUGUGGGAAAUGUUUUACCGAGACAUCAUCUCUUGUGAGUCAUCAACGAAUUCACACAGGAGAAAAGCCAUAUUUAUGUUUAGAAUGUGGGAAAUAUUUCACUCACAAAUCAAUACUUAACACACAUCUAAGAACUCACACAGGAGAAAAGCCAUUUUUAUGUCCAGAAUGUGGAAAAUGUUAUAACAAUAAAUCACAGCUUGUUAAACAUCAAAAAAGUCACACAGGAGAGAAAUGUGAAAAAUGUUUUACUCUGAAUUCAAUAUUUGUUGAACAUCAAAAGGGCUACAUAGGAGAGAAGCAAUUUUCAUGUACAGAAUGUUGUAAAUAUUUUACUAAGAAAUCAAUACUUAUCAGACAUCUAAGAAUUCACACAGGAGAGAAGCCGUUUUCUUGUUCAGAAUGUGGAAAACAAUUUACUCAGAAAACACAUCUUGUUAAACAUCAAAUAACUCACACAGGAGAGAAGCCAUUUUCAUGUCCAGAAUGUGGGAAAUGUUUUUCUGUGAAAUCACAUCUUAUCCGACAUACAAGAAUUGACACAGGAGAGAAGCCAAUUGAGAGCAAUAAAUGAAGCAGAUAAGACAUCUAUAUAUUAACCAUGUACAUAGGAUAUCUGACAUUCAUACAUAUAUCAUAUACUGCAUCUCCAAACUUGUUCCCAAUUGUUAAUAAAAGUUUUCUUUUAGAACGUAGUCACCGAUCCAGCGAUGUCAUCACUAUAGUUUACAUGGUAGGAAAAGA